Molecule: messenger RNA, 1316 nt
Organism: Selaginella moellendorffii
Lineage: Eukaryota; Viridiplantae; Streptophyta; Lycopodiopsida; Selaginellales; Selaginellaceae
Product: transmembrane protein 45A
Exons: 2
Coding region: 128-1159 (343 amino acids)
Source: RefSeq, a predicted model, not a curated record
UGAAAAGUGUUGACAAUCCAAUUAAAAUGUGUAGUAAAUUUUUGAUAAUUCUAUAUUAAGGAAAACUAAAGAUUGGCAAUAAAACAACACAUUUUCACUUGAAACCUUGACGAGUUCUUUCGACCAAAUGGGGAUUGGAUUGCCCUCGCACAUCGAUCAGGGCCUCCUGUUUGGCUCGCUGGGCCUGUGGCAUCUCUCUAACACGCUGGUAAGCUUCGCCAAAUCCCCCAAUGCCUUCAAGCGCCGGACGUGGUUCCCCCUCCCAAUCCCAUCGCUCCCAGCCGCGCUGCGAUGCCUGGAGCUCUGGAUCCUCCUCCUCGCCGUGCUCAUCUUCCUCGCCACGCAAAUCUCCCACAUCACCGGCGACCUCCGCCGCGGCCACAUCCCAUCCGCGCACCUCCAGCGCCUCCAGCACAUCACAUUUGGGAUGUUCUUCCUGGCCUACACGAUCACCGGCCUGGCGAGCGAGAUCUCCGGCCGCCUCCCCCUGCCCGAUGGCGCGCUCCAUGGCAUCUUCGCGCUAGGGUUCCUGAUGGAGCUCUUCGUCUUCCACUUGGGCCAUCACCCGGGCGACACACUGGAGAGCUUUGUCCACAUGCUCAUGCAAGUCGUACUGGCGGGGCUGGUUUUGGCCAUGGCGCUGGAGAUCGCGCAUCCGUACAGCUUCCUCGCCUCCACCGUCCGAUGCAUGCUCCUGGCGCUCAAGGGCUCGUGGUUCUUCCACAUUGGCUUGCUCCUCAAUUACCCUAGAUUCCUGCCGCUCGGCUGUGGCGCGCACCCGGGCGGGGGAUUCCCGGUGUGCGCGAGCGCCGACCUCCUGCGGGCCAAAUCGAUCCAGGUGCUGGUGUUCGGAUGGCACGCGCUGGGGAUUCUCGUGGCGACCAUCGCUGGGUAUGCGUUUCUUGUGGGUUUCCAUGGCGGAGGCGUGGCGAUGGAGCGCUACCAGCGCAUUGGGUCGCGGCCUGGGGUGUUACACACCAUCGAGGAGCUGGAGAUCAAGAGCGAGGAGGUUGCUACUCCUGCUCCGCGGAGCUUGUCGCGGAGGAGGAGCUACAAAGAACGCCCUGAUGCAAAACGAAAAAAAGAAUCUUCUCAUCCUUCGUGGCCACCUGUUUGGGCAUGCCCCUUUGCUACAGACGUCAUGCAAACGUACGUGUAGGGUGACCGAGAGAGCGCGAUGGACUACGCAGCGCCCCCCAAACCUGAGGAAAACCAUCAGCAGGAGAUCUUGUUAGAACACGGGAGACACGAAGAACAAUCUAAGCCCAUUUAUAUCACUCUUAUUGAAAAUGAUUAAUUUUUCUGGUUUUAAUUUA